Hibiscus syriacus is the source of this 1619-nucleotide messenger RNA. RefSeq names its product glycosyltransferase-like KOBITO 1. Lineage: Eukaryota; Viridiplantae; Streptophyta; Magnoliopsida; Malvales; Malvaceae. The transcript has 11 exons. The record is from RefSeq and is a predicted model, not a curated record. The coding region runs from base 68 to 1597 and encodes 509 amino acids. Gene Ontology annotation, biological process: response to abscisic acid; cellulose biosynthetic process.
UUUGUUGAGAGGGAAACAGAAAAAAACUGAAAAUCAAACAGUGUGGAGUCUCGCCAUUUGGACCACCAUGGCCAGCCACUUCCACCGCUCAACUCCUCUGCCCCCCACCACCCAUUCAUUCCUUUCCAAGCUUCUCCUCCUCCUCACAAUCCUCCCUCUUUCUUUAGCUGUCUUGGCCUUCGUUCUCCAGUGGCGCGGUGGCGGUGUCUCCGAUCCCACCUCCGCCGUUUCCCGAUGGACCCCACGUGGUUCCCGCCGUGAGCUCUUUCCUGGAAUGGAGAAAUUAUCUUCUCUCCCCACCAAAAAUCAUCAUCAUUCUGAUUGCGUCGAUCUUGGUCGUAGCUCUUCUCCUUCUUUCCCUUACUACAGGGACUGGAAAUUUGGUUUUGAAGCCGAUUUAAGGCCAAAGAUUUGUAUUACAACAAGUACAUCAGCCGGCUUGGACCAGAUUCUACCAUGGAUGUUUUAUCAUAAGGUUAUCGGAGUCACAACCUUUUACCUUUUUGUGGAAGGACAAGCUGCAUCUCUUAAUGUUUCCAGAGUUUUAGAAUCUAUUCCUGGAAUAAAAGUUAUAUAUCGAACAAAAGAACUCGAGGAGCAGCAAGCUAAAAGCCGGAUCUGGAAUGAAACGUGGCUUGCAGGUUUCUUUUACAAGCCUUGCAAUUAUGAGCUAUUUGUAAAGCAGUCUCUCAAUAUGGAAAAUGCCAUUGUCAUGGCAAGGGAUGCUGGAAUGGACUGGAUAAUUCAUCUUGAUACUGAUGAAUUAGUAUACCCAGCUGGUGCAAGCGAAUAUUCUUUGAGGCAGUUGCUGCUUGAUUUGCCUAGUGAUGUCGAUAUGGUCAUAUUUCCUAAUUAUGAGAGCAGUAUUGAACGAGAUGAUAUCAAGGAUCCUUUUAGUGAGGUGUCAAUGUUCAAGAAGAACUAUGAUCAUCUUCCGAAGGAGACAUAUUUUGGCUACUAUAGAGAAUCGACUCGUGGUAAUCCAAACUACUUCUUGACUUACGGGAAUGGGAAAGCAGCUGCUCGGAUUCAGGAUGAGCUUCGUCCGAAUGGUGCUCAUAGAUGGCACAAUUACAUUAAAGCUCCAAAAGAAAUCAAAUUAGAUGAGGCUGCUGUUCUACACUACACGUACGCCAAAUUUUCAGCCCUGACAUCUAGACGUGACCGGUGUGCCUGCAAACCUACUAAGGAAGAUGUCAAAAGGUGUUUCAUGUUGGAAUUUGAUAGAGCUGCAUUUAUAAUUGCUUCAACUGCAUCGGAGGAAGAGUUGCUUCACUGGUACCAAGAACAUGUUGUUUGGGGCGAUAACAACCUUAAACUGAAGCUCCUGAGAAGGGGGAUUUUAACUCGCAUAUACAUUCCUAUGGCCAUAAUACAAGGUUUAAAGGAGUCCGGGGUGUUCAGAUCAGUGAUUGCAAAUGCACCCACAACUGUUUCAAGGGACAAGUUCUUAUCAUCAAUUGAUAACAGCAACUCAUCAAGAACAGUGUCUUUUGCUUCAAGAAAGAUUGGUGGAGGCGGUGAGAAGCAGGCAUCUGGUAGGAAGGUACUGGGAAUUGAAGCAGCUGUUCCACCAUUGUCACCUCCUGUAUUGUAGAUGUCUCUAUUUCAAGCAAUUU